Penicillium egyptiacum is the source of this 1629-nucleotide messenger RNA. Lineage: Eukaryota; Fungi; Ascomycota; Eurotiomycetes; Eurotiales; Aspergillaceae. The record is from the annotation of a GenBank genome assembly.
AUGGCAACAGUAUCAUCAUCCCAGCCCAUGGUAGAUGGAGACACACCGAGCACGAUCACUCUUCACAUACUCUGCCAGUCUCUACCCCCUCCAAGUCGGCUUACACUCGAGAAUGUUCCACUCUCCUCCACAAUCGCACAGCUCAAGGGCCGGAUCGAACAGUCCUUUCCGAACAAUCCUCAAGCGUCGCAACAGAGGCUCAUCUACCGAGGGAAACCCCUAACUGUCGAUGACGCAACACUCAGAGCAGUAGUCUCAUCUAUGGAAAGAGGCACUGAUAGUAUGCACCUUGUGUUGCCACCUGAACCAACACACACAGAAGCACCUCCUGUCUCCAAGAUGCGGCAAGAGUCGUCUCUCAGGAACUCUGCUCGAGCUUCCACUUCCUCUUCCACAUGGCUGGAUCACUCCAAUUCGGAUAAUUCGGUGACCGCAUCCAGUGUGCCAUCGUACUCUAGCAUUCCCAGGACAAUCGGUGCCACUCCAGCUUCUCCGCACAUCACAAUCAAUCAAUAUGUCAACACCUCUUCACCUAACCGACACUCAGCAACUACAAAUGCAUCAGAAGCCGAUGAUGCAGAUUUCUCCCAGCGUGUUCUCACUUUACGACGUCACAUCGAGGAGAUUGAGGGACAACUGAACCGACGUACAAUGCCAUCCAUAGGGAAUAUUAUUCAUAUACGGAACCAGCUUCUUGAAAUUCAAGAUGCACGACCCGCAAGACAACUUCCUCUACCUGGUGUUGUGGAUUUGGUUGGCCGUAUUCUUGAUGCUCAACAACGCGCUCGUCUAAUGGAACGUAUGCAGCAACAGCAGUCGCAGGCAAGCGUUCCAGCUCAGGCCCCGAUUACCCAAAAUGUUUCAAACACAUUCGCACCAGACUCCAUCCAACUCUUCAUGCUGACCUCGCCAACGGGAGAUAAUCAUCUCGUGAGACAACCCUGGGUAACCCACCCCAGUACGCAGCGGGUGGGCUCGCCCAAUAUAGUCCCCGCCAACGAGUCGGGCGCGCCUCAAGCACCUCAAGCACCCAACCAAAACGCAGCGGUGGUCCAGAACGCCCUUCGCCAAGCAAUGCUCAACCAGCAGCGGCGAGGCAACAACGUCGAGCACGCCGGUCUGGCACGGCACAUCCGCCGCAUCUGGCUGUUCACUCGUUUGUGGCUCUUCUGCUACCUCACCAGCGCCCCUGGCACCUGGAGACGUUACAUAUUUGUAGGCAUUGCCUUGCUUGUCACAUUUUUUUCAGAGACCAGUAUCCCGCGCCAGUUUGCGACUUCGAUUGUUAAUCCCAUCCAACGCCAUCUCGAGGGCCUAACCCAUGCCGGUGGCCCAGCAGAUCGAGCCACUCAAACUGGAGCCAACGACGCUACUGCGGGGUUCGAUAUUUGGGACCAGAUGCGCCGCGCGGAGCGAGCACUUGUAUUUCUUUUUGCCAGUCUAGUUCCCGGUCUUGGUGAGCGGCAUGUCCAGGCUCGCACUGCGGCAGACCAAGCUUUCUUGGCUGAGCAGGAGCGUCAGGCGCGGGAACGUCAAGAGCAGGGGCAGGUACGGGAGCGUGAGCGCCAGGAGCAGGAACGGGCUCAAGCUGGUGUGGCAGAGGGCGCGGGGAAUGCAGGUACUGAAUAG